Molecule: messenger RNA, 3082 nt
Organism: Pocillopora damicornis (cauliflower coral)
Lineage: Eukaryota; Metazoa; Cnidaria; Anthozoa; Scleractinia; Pocilloporidae
Product: myomesin-3
Molecular function (GO): protein binding
Source: RefSeq, a predicted model, not a curated record
AUCAAAAUGGUGGUGACCAGUCCACACUGUAUGCAUGUGUUGUUAUUUCUAUCAAAUUUUCUCCGGAUUUCUGUGGCAAGUGGAUUCGCUGCUGUUAACUUUACCACAAAACCCAAGGAUGCGGACUACUUUGUAGAAAGUGAUGCCACUCUUCGAUGGGAAUAUUCCAGCCGGAAGGCAAUCCAGUAUAUAAAAUUUGGAAUCCUAAUCGGCGACGAUGAUGUUACUAUUGUUGUGAAAGAUGUUGAUGCUAAAGAAGUUCAGUUUAAUAGCUUGUAUCGGCCAGAAGUAACAGAAUCAUUUAUCGGUCGAGUGGAUGUAGUAAAGAACGAACAAGCAAGUUUCAGGAUUAAAAAUCUCACGCUGAAUGAUACGGGAAGGUAUUUUUUCAGUUUGGAUCUGCAAAACGAGAGUAAAAUUUCUUCCCAGUAUGUCCAAGUGACCGUUGUAGACAUUAUUACUGAUCGUCAAAACUCCACUCAGCUGGUGGAGUCAUGGAUAGGGCACAAGGUUUCUCUCAUCUGCAUCGUCACUAAAGCAUCGCCUGGGUUACCUGUGGACUUUGACUGGAGAUGGUCAGACAAUACGCAAGUCAUUGGAAAACAGGUUUAUUGGAAAGGAAAACCGGAUCCUUGGAAAGACCAAAGUCAAAUGACAAUAGAGACGAAUGUUGACCGGGAUUUCGAGCCUGUGACAUGCAUCGCUAAGUCAAGGACUUCAACUCAGCGGUUUGAUAUUGGCAUGAAACAGCUAUAUAAGCCGCGAGAACCCAUCAAUGUCACAGCAUAUGACUUUCCAAGCAAUGAAACCGAGUGCCCCAUGUACAGCAGGCUCACCUGGGAGCCACCGGAGGAUGAUGGAGGAACUCCCUUAACUGGUUUCGUCGUGGAAUAUAAACAUCCCUUUUUCACUAGCCAAGUUUUCGUCAGCAAGACCAUUAAUCGCUGCACAGAGCACGUGAUUUGCAAACUUCAAAGUGAAUUUCCACGUGAGGUGCACGUGGAUGUUAGAGCGAUCAACAGAGUUGGUCAAGGGUUUCGAUCCCGCACAGUCUUGCUUUCAUUUUUCAGUGAGUAUUUCAGUUUUACAAAGUCCUCUACGCAAGCUGUCAUGAUAAAGGCUGGUGAGUGCACAGCUGUUACAACUCACAAUAUUUUUAAGCUUGGAUCUUGCCUUGAAUUUAUUUCAUUAGAAUCACUAACCGCGCCUCUCAACCUGACCAGCAAAUUAGUUCCCAAAGAGCAGGGCCCCUAUGAUGUAUGGGUAACUUGGAGUCCCCCUGAAGAGGACGGUGGUGCUCCUCUGGUACAGUAUUCACUUGAGUACAAAGAACUUGAAUCGUCUUGGAAUUCUGCCACAGUGCUGAAAACCAACAACACUUACAUGUGGAUCAGUAAAACCCGCGAGGCUUACGUGUAUGAAGUACGAGUGACGGCCAGAAAUAAAUUUGGACUAGAAAAAGCCUCGAACAUUUUGAUAGUUCAUUUUGGAGAAAAACCGGAUCAACCCCAAGAUCUGGUCAAAAAAGAAGCGUUCAUUGACAAGCAGAACAAACCAAAAAUCAAAGUGAUGUGGAAACCUCCAAGAUAUGAUGGCGGUGCGGCAAUCACACAUUACCACGUUGAAUACAAAACCGUGAGAAAAGAAUGGAGCAGUGCGGAGAAAGAUUCUGUUAAAAACACGGAAUACACGUUUCAAGUUGAUAAAUCAGAAACAUACACAUUCCGAACAAGAGCAGUGAACAAACUGGGUAUAGGAAAACCAACAGUAAUAACUGUGAACUUCACAGCGGAUGAUGUGAAAAAUCUGGCAGUAACAAAGAACUCUACCUCAUCGGCAACUUCUGCAUCCUUUGGAGUGUUCCUUCUGUUUGUAAUAUCGAAUGCUUUGGCGUAAUGUGGCAAAUCUAUCGGUGAAUGCAGAGAGAAAAGGCUUUUUGUAAGGAAAAUGAUACAUAUGUAAAUAUGGAGACCGUAAACAAUUUUCAAAACAACAUUAGAACAAAUUGAGAAAACUGUUACGAAGUUUUUCCUCUGGGAACAGAGAAUGCUGCUUUUUCCGGCUUUAAGACAGUCGAACGCCAUGCAAAUAUGGUUCCUGUUGUCUCUGUGUUGAGAAAAAUUCGUUUAUAUUUCUUUCAGUCGUCACCACCAGCUAAGAGAGGAUUAGAGGAUUAAAUUAAGCGACAGAACCUUCAACAUAUAGAACUUGCUUCAAAGCUAUUUAUUCUAAGGAUCUUAUCCUUGAGGUCCUUAUUUCCAAGGUCUUUUUUCCUAAGGGUCCUAUUCCUUAGGUCCCUUUUCGUAAGGGUCUUAUUUCGAAGGUUCUGUUAGGCUUUGUUUGGAUCACUUUGCUUCUUACGAUUCCCGAAGAAUCUAGAAAAACUAAUCCUACGUCGCAAGUUUUGCUCAAAUGGUCAUCCUAUAAGGAGUGCUAUUUAUCUGUAACUUAAACUUUAAACACGCCCAAUGAAGAAAAAUUGUUUAACAUAUUCCUAGCAGACCCGAUAACCUUAGUUUAAAAAUACCACAAGAGGGAGUCUCUUAAAAAAAAGACGUACAUGGUGGAUACAGUCUCUUGAAUUGAACCUCUCUCGUUAUUGACACGAAAGAAAACAAAGUUGCAUUCACAGGAUUCACCCGAGGGAAUUUGAGACUAACUGCUUUCCACGUAUCAAUGAUACUUCAUCCCUAUACUUCCCAUUUUCUUAAUCGAAGCCUACAACCUCCCACUCGUUCUAAGAACUUGCCGUUGUCUGGGAACGGCUGAAGACGCUCCUUCCCAGUUUACGCACGGAAAACUUCAUCCUUUCGUACCAGUGCGGGGGCACAGAAACUGGCUCAGUGUGUACAUCCGGUGUAUUGUAGACUGCAAGUAAACUAUAUACGCUUUUCAUUCGAAGUGGUGAAUAUUCGAAUUAAUUUGUAAGAAAAGCUUAUAUUAAUGAUAUCAUAAACAUAGUUACGAUACUAGUUUUUCUUCAGGUUUUGUAAAAUAAACAGUUCACAUUAACAAAAAUGAUAGGUAGCAGAGAUGCCUUCGAUGUUAUGUUCGCAGCUGAAAUAAAACGAGAGUACAAACA